UAUUUUACUAUAUUACAUACAAAAGCAAAAAAAAAAUUCCUCGUCUAUAUAUAUAACACACACGUUCAAAUCAUUAAUCACUUGUUUUAGAUAAAAUCAUAGAGAGAGAAAUAAAGAAUAAUGGGGAGAGGGAGAAGCUCAUCGUCUUCAUCGAUAGAGAGCAGCUGCAAAAGCAACCCGUUUGGUGUGUCUUCGAGUAAUACUCGGAACUUAAGCACGGACCUGAGGCUCGGACUCAGCUUCGGAUCAUCGUCAGGACAGUAUUACAACGGUGGAGAAAACCAUGAGUAUGGUGGAGUGGGUGUGGCUGAUGAGGAAAUGAUGAUCAUGGAAGAAGAAGAUCAAAACGAGUGUAAUAGCGUCGGAAGCUUCUACGUGAAGGUGAACAUGGAAGGAGUUCCUAUCGGAAGAAAGAUCGAUCUUCUAUCUCUUAAUGGAUACCAUGAUUUGAUCACAACUCUCGACUACAUGUUCAACGCCUCAAUCCUUUGGGCUGAAGAAGAAGAGAUGUGUAGUGAGAAGAGUCAUGUGCUAACGUACGCAGACAAAGAAGGUGACUGGAUGAUGGUUGGAGAUGUUCCAUGGGAGAUGUUCUUGUCUAGCGUGAGAAGACUGAAGAUCUCAAGAGCUUACCACUACUGAUGUUUUAAAAAAGCAAAGGGUGUUGAAUCUAGGAUUGACCAAUACAGUGGUGUGGGGAAAAAGUUAGUUUUGUCUUGAUGUAAAUCACUUGUUCGAGAUUUUAUUCAAAUUUUUGUUUCUAGUUUAUGAAUUACAUUAUAUAAAAAAUCGGUUGUAACUUGUAAGGAGGCAAUUUUUUCAAACAAGUUUUAGCUAAUGCAAACCCUUUUCAGUUCA
Messenger RNA from Camelina sativa (false flax), 858 nucleotides. Its product is annotated as auxin-responsive protein IAA30. Gene Ontology annotation, biological process: regulation of DNA-templated transcription. Lineage: Eukaryota; Viridiplantae; Streptophyta; Magnoliopsida; Brassicales; Brassicaceae. Gene Ontology annotation, cellular component: nucleus. The record is from RefSeq and is a predicted model, not a curated record.